Messenger RNA from Owenia fusiformis, 2000 nucleotides. The record is from the annotation of a GenBank genome assembly. Lineage: Eukaryota; Metazoa; Annelida; Polychaeta; Sabellida; Oweniidae.
CCCUACUAUAAUUGAUAAAAGCAAGGAUUUUUCAAUGUUUAUAUCAAGAAUAACAAACUUUUGAAAUAUUGCAGUUGGAACUUCUGUUUUAGACAUUGAAAGCAAAGUGGCUCAAAGUCUACAUUCGAUGGCAAUAAUUCAAACAACAUGUACAUGACGGUCAUUAUAAAGAAGACAGUCUGUUGAUGUACAUGUUCAUGUAACACUAAUUAUGUCAGAAGGACCAGCAAAAUACUAUACCCCAAGGGUAGCGAACUGCACACGUCCAGAGGCCCGUGUUAAUGCAGUCAGAAGUAGGGGCAAUAAGCCUGAUUGGUUUUCUCAUGACCCAAGUCGCCCGGAAGCUGGAGAAAAUCCAUUCAUUCCCCGAGGAAGAGGACAAAGACCCGAGGGAGGUCGAGUCUCAGAUAAGUUUCGCAAACAGAAACCAGAUUGGUUCCAACAUGAUCCAUCGCGGACUGAUAUUAGCAAAUCUCCUGUAGGGAGGGGCAAAAAUGAAGAAGCAGUUGGAAUCAAAACAAAAAUAUAUGGGGACCAAGAAUCCUGGUAUAAACAUGAUGAAAAUAGGAAUUAUAGUCCUCCAAAGAAACCUCUUCGUGUUACUGCAGUUGGUGCCGAACAAAACGCAAUAAAAAAUAAACCUAUGGGUGACGUUAAUUGGUAUAAACAUGAUGGCUCAAAUGUUGCUCCAUAUCAGAAGCCACCAGAAAAGGGUACCGACCCUCGUUUGAAAGAAAAUGCUACUAAUUUCAAGAAUCGAAAAUCUGAUUGGUUUGAGCAUGACCCUAACAAUGACUACCAUGAUCCUAUCCCCCCUCCCAGGGUAUCCUCCCCAGAGGCAACCUCAAAUGCCCAAAAGCUACGGGGCAACACCCCUAUAUGGUAUAAUGCAGAUGAGAACUAUGGAUACUCAUCACCAAAACCUGCCCCGAGAUUAGCAACAGAGGCAGCUGAGGGUAUCGCAGAGAAAAACAGAGGCACAAUGGAUAAAUGGCUCAAGCCCGAUGACAGCCGAAAUUAUGAAACGGAUCGCCCUCAAGCUCGAGUUAAGCCUGAGGCUGAGUCAAUCGCUACACGCAAUCGUGGCCAGAUGGGUGCUUUAUUGGAUCAUAAAGGUGGCAGCAGAAUGGACCAGUCCUACGCAAGAGCAGUUAAACCUGAAGCUUUGGGUAAUGCUGUGAAAAGUCGUGGCAAUAUGGAUAAAACAUUAAAUCAGGAUGACAAUUGGGGAUAUGAAUCUGCCAAACCAGCAGCUAGGGUUAAACCUGAAGCUGAAGAGAUUGCAAGGAGAAACAAAGGUGUAAUGAAUGAAACAUUAGCAGUUGAUGCUUACCCAAGUGCCCCUAUGAAGCAAAAGCCUAAAGGAAGAGCUGUUAAGUCAGAGGCACAAGAAACGUCAAUUGCAAAUAAAGGCAAUAGGACUAAAGAGCUAAUAGGAGAAUAUGGCAAUCUUGGACUCUCCGUUCGACCUAUUCCAAGGAUUAAACCAGAGGCAGAGGAAUUCGCAAAUAAACAUAAGCCAACAGUGCAGAACUUAUUCCAUAGUUAUGGCGCAUUGCCAAUAUCUGGUCGCCCUGUACCAAGAGUGAAAAAUGAGGCACAAGACUUUGCAAACAAAAACAAUAUGUCAUCGGCUGAUAAGGCUAUGUAUAAUAAAAAAUCAUCCCGUAAGACUGCCUGGGAAUGACCUGGUCCAUGGUCAGUCAAAAGAUUUAGAGUGAUUUACAACUGGUAUAAAGUCUCAGGAUUGCUCUUUAUAUUCCCAUGUUACCCUUUGUGCUUUCCCAAUUCAAAUAAGUGAUCUCCACAGCAUUUUUUCUCAAGUGGGUGCAAAAUUCUCAUUUUCACAAUUCAGACAAAAUUUGGUCAAAAUAUGCCAAUUUUUCAUGAUUUUUCUCAUUUUCAAGUGGGUGCAAAUGGAUUUUCAGGUGGGUGCGAGCCUAUUUUCAAAAUUUCAGGUGGGUGCCGUGCCCACUUGCUUUAAUGCUGGGGAGAUCACU